Messenger RNA from Tyto alba (common barn owl), 2218 nucleotides. RefSeq names its product endoplasmic reticulum protein 29 (gene ERP29). Gene Ontology annotation, cellular component: endoplasmic reticulum; endoplasmic reticulum lumen. The transcript has 3 exons. The record is from RefSeq and is a predicted model, not a curated record. Bases 56 to 823 code for a protein of 255 amino acids. Gene Ontology annotation, biological process: protein secretion. NCBI's taxonomy places the organism in Eukaryota, Metazoa, Chordata, Aves, Strigiformes, Tytonidae.
GGCGAGCCCCCGUGGUCACGUGGCCGCGGCCUCCCCGCUCCAUCCGCGCUCCGCCAUGGCUGCGGCGGCUGCCGCCGGCUCCCUCCUCCUCCUCUGCCUGCUCGGCCUGGCGCUGCCCGGCGGCAGCACCGCGCUGCACACCAAGGGCUCCGUGCCCCUCGACUCCAUCACCUUCUUCAAGGUAGUUCCAAAGCAUAAAUUUGUCCUUGUGAAAUUUGAUACACAAUAUCCGUAUGGCGAGAAACAAGAUGAGUUUAAAAAGCUGGCAGAGAGCUCAGGCUCCAGUGAUGAUCUUCUGGUGGCUGAAGUGGGAAUAUCAGAUUAUGGUGAUAAACUGAACACUGAGCUGGGAGAAAAGUACAAGCUGGAUAAGGAGAAAUUUCCAGUUUUUUACUUGUUCCAGGAUGGUGACUUCGACAAUCCCUUACCUUACAGUGGCCACAUCAAGGCCGGGGCUAUUCAGCGCUGGCUGAAGAGUAACGGCAUCUAUCUGGGGAUGCCAGGCUGCCUGAAAGAGUACGACAUGCUGGCCAGCAAGUUUGUGAGCACCACUGAGAAAUCAGAACGCCAGUCCCUCCUGAAGAAGGGGCAAGAGAGUUUAGAAAAAACAAAGGAAACUGAGAAGAAGUCAGCUGAGCAGUACUUGAAAAUUAUGAGCAAGAUACUGGAGCAGGGAGAGGAGUUUGCUGCUAAUGAAGUCGUCCGAAUCACAAAACUGAUUGAGAAGAACAAAAUGAGUGAUGGAAAAAAGGAAGAGCUCCAGAAGAGCCUCAAUAUCCUUGCUUCUUUCAUGAAGAAGAAUAAUGAAAAAGAUGAGCUCUAAUAUGUUGGAGAACUUUGUACAAGCUGUGAAACACUGUCAAGAGUCCUAACCAGUUCUCCUUAUGCAAACAAACUUCCCGCUGACUUCAAGAGAGCAGCAGAUUUCCUUCUGGUAUUCUCAGUUUAGAAGACAAAGAGGAAGACAUUCCUUAAAAACACAGUAUUCUAAAUGUUGGAAAAACCACCUCAAAGCAAGACACCAGUGUUGUAUAAUACUAUUCAAUAACAGUGUUAAAGUAGACAGAAAAAAAAAAAAAAAACAAGCACUAGAUUGGCCUGAAGCACAUUCCUGGUGGUUUUUACAGCCGUUCCCUGGCAAACAAACAACAAAAUUCACUCUUGCAUUCCAUCCUACAUGUUGUAAAAGGUACAGAUAGGGUGCCCCUCACAUCCCUGCCUUUCCCUGUUCUUAGUGUUCUUGGGUUUUAUGCUCAUUAAUCUACCCCUCCUCCUAGCUUUUGUUUUACCAAUAGGGCUCCUUCUCUGAGUCUUGUUCUCCUUACCUGUUGUUGACUAAGAGACAUGGAGUUUCGGUUUUCUGCCUUCUUCAGUGGCUCCUGUCUCUGUUUGGCUUGGGUAUUGGCCAAAUGCUGGGAGGCAUAGUGAAGACAGGUCCUCCACGUAUCAGAACUUGUCCCUCAUCUUCUGUCUGGAGCAGCCAUUUCAGCAAACGUUCUCCUGAAAUCUUUUGUGGUACCCUGACAGAGCGAGAGAUUUAUGUUCUGAGCAAGGGCAGAGUCUUCCUCAGGUGCUAUUACACUUAGUGUUACCAGUUUGUGCAAAAACCUGUUUUUUCAGAGGUAAAGUUGGGUGAGUUCUCAUGGUUGAAGAGCACAUGCAGCGCCUGUGCAUUUUGCCUGUCCUUCUCAUUCAAGCUUCAUUUUCCAGGUUUAAAAUAAGGGGGAAGGUGAGACCAGUAAGGACAUCUGAAAGUGUCAAGCCAUAGUUAAGAUGAACAAAAGAUUUUCUCCAGCAUCUUCUUAAGAAGCAACUGACACUGUCAAGCUAAAUCUUCAUCAGCAUUUGGUAGUUUUAAGUAUUUGAAAAUGAGGUCUUAUAACAGGAAGCACAAGUAUUUGUGCCCCUAGAAGUUCCAUCUGUGCAAUUUAGAGAUACCUGGCCCAGAGAUCAGCUCAGUCCUCAAAACUUGAUGCUGCAUGUGCUGUUCACGAUGUGUGGAAUUCAAAUGCUGUACAUCUGACCAGGGUUAUAGAGUUGAAAAGAAAAACACCUGAAUGUUUUACCUUAAGACAAUGCUUUAAGCUAAGCAAAACUGGUUUCUGUGGGAGCUUUGCUGCCUUUUGAAUCCUGGCGUGGGUACAAGGAGCAGAUACUGCUGCGAGAUAAAAUGUAUUAAUAAUGCUAUAAUAAAAAAAAAUAAGUGGUUCCAGUUAAA